Centropristis striata (black sea bass) is the source of this 2932-nucleotide messenger RNA. RefSeq names its product coagulation factor IXb (gene f9b). The record is from RefSeq and is a predicted model, not a curated record. Bases 71 to 1696 code for a protein of 541 amino acids. Gene Ontology annotation, cellular component: extracellular region. Lineage: Eukaryota; Metazoa; Chordata; Actinopteri; Perciformes; Serranidae. Gene Ontology annotation, molecular function: calcium ion binding; serine-type endopeptidase activity. The transcript is spliced from 8 exons. Gene Ontology annotation, biological process: blood coagulation; proteolysis.
CAGGUGAGUAAACAGUGUUUCUGUACUUUGGAUGGUCUCUCUCUGGUUUUGAGGACAUUUCAGCGACAUCAUGGUUGGAGUUGGUUUCCUGACUGUUGUUGCUGCUCUGCUGCUGCAGGUGAGCGGCCUGCCCGCCGGAGCGCCGCAGGGACGCACAGGAUCAGUGUUUGUGUCCCGGCGGGCGGCCGACACGGUGCUGCGCCGCCUCCGCCGCUACAACAGCCCGCUGGAGGAGGUGCUUCACAAAGACAACCUGGAGAGGGAGUGCAUGGAGGAGACCUGCUCCAUGGAGGAGGCGCGGGAGUGGUUCGAGGACAACGACAAAACUAUGGCGUUCUGGGCCGGCUACAUCGAUGGCGACCAGUGUCAGCCGCCGCCGUGUCAGAACGGAGGUGUGUGUGAGGACGGCGUCAGCUCGUAUACCUGUCUGUGUCAGACCAACUUUGGUGGCAAGAACUGUGAGAUCGAGGUGUACAAACAGUGUCAGGUCAACAACGGCGGGUGUUCCCAUUUCUGCGCGAUGGCGGCGAACAUCCCCGUGUGUAAGUGUGCAGUCGGUUAUAAACUCGGAGCGAACAAGAGGAGCUGUGAACCCACAGAGGAGUUCAGCUGUGGUCGCGUGUUGCCGCCGUCCGCCGCCGGCAGGUCGUUCUUCACGCCGCACUCAUCCAACGCCACGCAUCGCUCCGAGGGGAAACUCAACUCCAGCGACGCCCCGGACGACUACGUCAACUACGAAGACAUGACAGAGUUUUACGACGACCUCGACCUCCACGCGAAUGAUUCGGACUCGUCCAACGUGUCGGAGGCCUCCGGCGUGAGGAGACGGUCGGCGAGGUCGGACUCGGGGUCGUCGUUAACGACCACGGAGGAAAAGCAGCUGCCCUCCUGGGCGUUCUUCGCCACGCAGCCCACCAUCACCGCAGAGAAGAAACACGACGAGAGGAUCGUGGGCGGCAGCGAGGUCGUUCCUGGAGAGAUCCCCUGGCAGGUGGCCCUGAUGUCCCACUCGGCGUCCCUGCAGCGAGCCAUGCCGUUCUGUGGAGGAUCUCUGCUCAGUGAUCUCUGGGUCAUCACGGCCGCUCACUGUCUCACCAACCCAGUGGUCAUCCAGCGAGGUUUCUUCAUCAGAGCGGGAGAGCACGACGUGACGCAGGCCGAGGGUCCGGAGCGAGACCACCAGGUGGCGGAGCAGCACAUCCACUCCCUGUACAACGACACCGUCUCGCCGUACAACCACGACAUCGCGCUGCUGAAGCUCGCCAGCCCCGUGGAGCUGUCCCGCGAGCGCAGCCCCAUCUGCCUGGGCCCCAAGGACUUCACGGAGAACCUGGUGAGGGACUCCAGCGUCUCUCUGGUGAGCGGCUGGGGCCAGAUCUCCUUCAGGGGCCCCCAGGCCCCCAAGCUGCAGAAGGUGGAGGUGCCCUACGUGGACCGCACCAAGUGCAAGCAGAGCAGCCGCGAGCAGGUGACGCGCUUCAUGUUCUGCGCCGGGUACCUGAACAAACACAUGGACUCGUGCAAGGGGGACAGCGGGGGGCCGCAUGUCACCAACUAUAAAGGCACCUGGUUCCUGACGGGCAUCGUCAGCUGGGGGGAGGACUGCGCCAAGGACGGCAAGUACGGCAUCUACACCCGAGUGUCCCGCUACUACAACUGGCUCAGCCGCACCACAGGACUCCGCAUCCCCAACUGACACAAAACAUCACGGUUCCUCUUCUGAAGCCUCUUAACGCUCUGAGCCACAAUGAGCCACGUCAAACCUCGUUUCUCACUGCAAUAUAUACAAUCUACAUAAAUCUAUGAGUCCUGCAGCUCUGUGGAAUCAGCACAAUCAGAACAACUCAAACAGAACAACACAGUUAGAAUGACAGAAAUCAGAAAAACUGUUACAUUUCUCUGAUAAGUGAUUUUAAAAAAACUGUAAUGAAACCAAAUUUAUGUAUAAACACCUUUCCAAGUGCCCACACGUGUCCUGAAUGUUACAACAAACAACACAAAAUGACCAAAACAUUGUAAAAUGACCAAAAAAAGAUGUAAAAUGACAAAAUGGCACAAAAUGACUAAAACCAGUUUUUUAUCCACAUAUUGAAGUAUUGUCAUGUUUCCAGCCUCUCCUGUCCUCUCCUCUCUGCUCUGUGUAAACACUUUAUUUUAAUGACACACGUAGAAUAAAGAGAUUCUGACACUAAUAUCAACAUUUAAACACAAGUUUGGGUCACUAUUUUAUAACAGAAACGUUCGCAACUGAUGAUCCAUUCAAGGACUGUCGGAAAGUUCAAACUCUGUUCAACCAAAUAUAUGGCCGCACACGGGUCACCAUUUAUUGGGAUAUCUGUACAGAUAUAGGAUGUUCCCAAUAUAAAGAGUGCCUUGUUUAGAGGUAUCCAUACAUUUAUUUUGGGACAUCCUAUAUCUGUACCAGAUAUCCCAACAUCUACUAUUUUAUUGUUAUUCUUCCCUUCCUGCCCGCUCCCUUUGUCCUUUCGUUCCCGUCACUUGCCAGUGCUGUGACAAAUGGUAAAACUGAGUCCCAUUCUGGAAACCAGAUCCCGAAUGAAUGUCAGCCUCUAUUACGACAUGUGUAUCUAAACAUGAUCACAAUAACACAAUGCUGUACACAACAUCAGCUGCUAGUGCACAAACUCUCAAUCUGUGGGAAACAACUUGUACAACUGAGUCCAGUUGUACGGCACAAGUUAUAACUAAGAUUAAGAUUAACAUGAAUUACUUUUAUUAAUCCCACAAUGGGGAAAUUCAACCUCUGCAUUUAACCCUUCCUUUUUUUUUUUUACACACAAGUGAACACACCAUGCAAGGAGCAUUAACAUUAUAUCUAUAUGUUUUUGCAAAUGUUUAGUGCAAACGCUUUAUUUUUGGACACGUUUUAAAUGACACAUGUAGAAUAAAGACAUUCUGACUGAAAUCUCAA